CGACCCGCGUUUUUGGCCUGGACCGCCGGUGCUGGAUCGCGAGCACCGGGUCUUGCCGGAGGCUCCUGCCAACGGUUCUGCUGAUAAAGAACUUGCUCCGGUGGCACACCACAUCACCUUUCCGGAGCUUUACAACAACCCGAUUGUCCUCAUGUUUUUGCUGAACCGCCAGAAUAGACGCACUAGCACAACUACCGAAGGGAACCACGCCGAGAGUGGAAAUCGAGAUGUACGCGACGCCUCUGCACCUCCUGUUACAGCCAGAUACUUUCUGGGCUACCCGUUGGAAGAUGAUCGGCGGCCGGCGGAAGAUGCAUGGUGGUGCUGACUCCAGAAGCACAAGUCAUUCGACUAGUCGGUACGAAGAGUUCUGUCAAGAUUUUGGCUGCCUGUUUCGCCCGGAAAUCAUGGACCUUGAGAUGCUCGAGUUCGUGGUCGGGGGGGCGUUUCGGGCGGGGGUGAAUGAAAAGUGGUGGGCUGGUCUGAAACUGUCUUCCCCGGCAUUCACGGAGACGGUCGGGAAGCUUUACUUCCCCGAAGCUGCUGCUGCUGCUGCAUCGUCGUGUAACGUUCCAGUAACAGAAUCGGAAGAAGGACCUCUACUUACGUCGGAGACUGCUGCCGCCACAUCGGCCGAAAGUGGAGCGGGAGAUUAUAUUACUGAAGACUCCUCUAUUUCUGCUGACCAUACAACGCACACUGAAGAAGAAAUAAAACAGCUUCCAAGAACCGAUGUUGAUGAUAACAAGAUGAAUAACGAGCCCCCGCUGGUGCUACACAACAACGAAUAUUCGAAUGAUGUGCGGUUGCCUUCUGCGGAGGAAUUGUUGUGGGUUUCUGCGACAGGCCGCGUUGUUAAGUUUGCUGACCCCUACGUUUUCUACGGCUUCUUGCAGGAAGAAGUGGACAGAUAUCUCGAAAAGGAUGCCCAGCUUGCGCGGGCGGGUGGGACGAACAUUCGCGACGCAACUUUCAUCGCUUCGUCCGGUUUGCAGGGGAAAACGUCGGACGUUGUCCAGGAGACCACGGAUGGGACCACGGAUGAGACGACAGACGGCCGGGCGUCGGGAACGAGGACCUUGUUCGUUGCGCCCGGAACGCCAAGCUACCUACCGGCCUCCGCCGUUCUGGUGCUCGAGGCGGUGAAAACGGCGUGCGAGAAGUUGUGGCGGAAACUGGAAGUUGUAGCCGGGUCGAAGCAGGAGUUGUCACAAGCCGAAGGUACUAACCAUGAUUCGUUCGCCGGAAGAUCCAGCCUCGAAACUGCAUUUCAAUUUCUCUCCCCGCCCAACACCACCUCCUCGUGGUCCUCCUCCACCGCGCACGCAACCUGCCACCGCCAGUCGUCUGCUUUGUCCGAGGAAAUCCACCGCAGGAAGGAGCAAUUGCAAAUCGCGCAGGCAGAGCGGCUGUGUCGCGUUUUGCAGCUGGUUUUUCGCCAGCCUUUGUUACGGACAGUGUUCGGCGAAAUCGGCAAAGCGGAAAAAGAAAGUCCAUCCACCGCAUUCCGCAAGUUGCUCUGGGAGAACAAAAUCCCCGUCGGCGUGCAGUUCGCUUACGCACUCGCUUUUCACCCAAAGAACGGGGGAAAAAAAAUUUACCAAGACCAGAAAACCGAGGUGGCGGACCCGGACAGGAUCAACUGGGAUCAGUGCUACAACUGGCUGUUUUUGGAGAACAAAACGAACAAAAAGCACGAAAACUUCUUUGCAGGGGAUGACGAAGUUCUUGUCGCUGAGCAAGAUUAUGACGAUAAAUCCGGUUUGGUCUUUCCGUCUGGACGAGGGAGAAGUUCUGCAGCCAAAAUGUUAGACGCGGUGACGCUGCGAGAGCGGCGAAUGUGGGUGGAGGGCCAACAUGCAAAAACCGCAGAGCCAGAAUUUUUGGGCUCCUUCAACGUGGUCCGCGGAGUGGCGGCCGAAGAAGAGCUGGACAUGGGACGAGAAGAGUGACCCGUAGUGCCAGCGGUGAUGCAGCUGCAUGCUCAGCGAGCCGCAGCGGCUCAGCGUGUAAGAAAACGAUAGCCAACGACCAUACCUGUUAGCGCAGUUCAGAUGUUUUAGGCUUGUGAACAAAGCGAUCACGUACCAGAAAUAAGAAUGGAUAGCAGGCACAAUAACAAACAGAAAGGCCUUCCAGCAUAGUGCCCAGGAGGUGGCCGCGAAUGCAAACGAUGCAGACAAUAAGUAGAAGUACCGACCAAAUGAUCGAAACGUCAAAGGGCUCUGCACGCAGCGGAAGAUUCUACUGAGGCGCUAUGGUUCUAAUUAACCGUGAAAGAACCUCAACGCGGUUGAGUUUAAAACUGACCUUAGUCAUCCUACGGCUUCUUGUGGCAACAGGGCCAUACAAAUGAUCGGAAAGACACUAUCACGACUUGCAGACGCUUUUUUUACUAAAGUAUAAGUAUGUUUACUACGUUGAAGUUUUGAUAAUCCGGCAAAGGUAACCACCUCGCGCGGUGCUGUUCGUUGUGACGAGCUCUCAUCGUCUACAUGAGGCUCCGUUUUUUGGACCCUUUUUCAAAUAGAAUUCUGAUUCUCUGCACGAAAUACGCCGCUUAUUUAUACCUUUCCAAGGCGAAAAGGAAAUGGAAAACGUCGAGCAGAAUAAAUUCAUCAGUUACACCACCUUUCCAAAUCCAAACUUGUACAAAAGCAGCAGAGGUGUUUUUUUGCCUGAUCUUGUUCGUUGUUUGGCGUCUCACCACCAGGAGUUUUUUCUUCGCCCAGACUUUGCCAUAAGGUUGAGGCAUGAUGCCAAGGCUUCCUUCCAUGGUGCAACUUCAAUUUGGAGGUGAUGUCCAAGUCCAUCACACGAAAUCUUCGAGACGAAAUAAAUAGAAUGAGCAAACAGAUAAACCAGAACCGUGUCGUUGUCGUGUUCACGACAGUGAGUAUCUACGAU
This is a messenger RNA of Amoebophrya sp. A120, 2907 nucleotides long. NCBI's taxonomy places the organism in Eukaryota, Dinophyceae, Syndiniales, Amoebophryaceae. The record is from the annotation of a GenBank genome assembly.